Messenger RNA from Cuscuta epithymum, 1427 nucleotides. The record is from the annotation of a GenBank genome assembly. NCBI's taxonomy places the organism in Eukaryota, Viridiplantae, Streptophyta, Magnoliopsida, Solanales, Convolvulaceae.
GCUUAAUUGACUCUCUGAUCUUCUCGAAAUCUUCCUCCCACGACCUUUAAUUUCAAAGUAUUAAUCAUGCGUGAAGAUACAGGAGAAGAAAACCAAAACCCUAGAAGGGUUAGGGUUUUUAUCAGCAAGAAAUGCGAUGUGCUGUUAUUGAUCAUUCUAAGUUUCCUUGUGUCCCUGCCUUUUACCUACAUCUUCGCAGACUUAAUAUACUCCCAACCAAACUGCGAGCAUCUUCUUCACCCCCCAAAGCUCCAAUAUUGCGUCUUCAUCGGCCUUGCCUUCGUCUUCUCCUUCGGCAACCUCUUCGCUUACGGCUACUUGCCCCGCUACCCCAUCGUCCCCGCGUUUCUCCUCAUCAACGUACCUAUGAUCCUCCUGGUCCUUUUUGGGUUCGCCCUUGCCGGUGUUUUCCCGGUGAUGGCCCAUAACCUCCCUGGUUCGCCGUCGUGGCUCAAAUCCAAGUUUCACGACGGUGAUGUCUGGCCGGCCAUCGGGACUUGCCUCUAUGAGGUCAGAACUUGCGAGGAUUUCAUCAUCCGAUCAGGCACUCUCAAAUCCUUUCACUCAUCGCCUACUGAUAAUGAUCAGCUAUCAUCAACUGAGGUGGGUUGUUGCCGACCGCCUCGAGUUUGCGGGAUGGAAUUGGUGAAUGCCACCUACCGGAGGCGGCCGGCGAAUCACACAAAUGAUGAAACAUCCGGUGGGCACAAUAAUAGGGACUGUGAUUUGUGGGAUGAGAAACAAAGCGUUUUGUGCUACAAUUGCGAGACGUGUAAAGAUGGGUACAUGAAGUAUUUACAGGAGUGUAAAUGGCUGCCGAUUGGACCUCCCCUUGGUAUGGUCGCUCUCGCAUGCAUCUCCAUGUUCCAACUCUUCCUCUUUGGACCUACCAUACGAGGAGGAUUUGGGAGCCAUAUGGAGCACACCUAAACCAUUAAAGAAUGUGUGAAUUUUCGAAAUAGUAGUAAACUCAUUUUGUAAUUCUAAAAUAUGAGCAAUAUGAUUUAUUCUCUGAAUAAGGUACUUAUGUAGAAUAAGGUACUUCUGUAGAAUAGGAACAUUUGCUGUUCCAAGUCUUAGCCGCUCGUUGUUGCUCGUCGCUGCUGUUGUUCAUCGGCGCUCGCCACUGCUCAUGGCUCCUUUGCCACUGCUUUUGUUCAUCGAUCGCCAUCUACAAGCCCUUGUUUCAACUUGCAACUUGCGCAUAAGUUUAGAAGGGCGGAUGGUGUUUGAACGGCAAAAAUUAAUUAGAGGGGUAGAAGUAGUAUAAAGGUCCUAUUUAGGGAAUAAAAUUCCACAUACUCCUAUUUUGGAAUUUAUGCAACAUUUUAGUUCACCUUUUUUUUUACCUCGGCAAUAGUUUGACCUGUAUUAUAAUUGGCAAUUCACAACGGCUUGUAUAUUUUUAAAUUGAGAUAUUACUCGAA